UGGGACGCAAAAUUACGUUGAAUACUCUUGUGGUGCCUCAGCAAUGCAUACAUUUAGAAAGAAAGUUUAUGAAUAAUGUAAACAAACACAACCCAUACAAUGUAAGCCGUGAAAACCAUUUGAAUGCACUUGCUUUGUGGUCGAGAGCAGGUUCAUGUUCUACACCCACCCUGAUGGUAUCAGAAUGUCUUCUGGACUUGGUGAUAAAAAACAUUAGAAAACAAGAGUAGUGUCUGUCAAAUGGGGUUCUCUCUCCAUUUCUCUCUACACACCUUUCCUUUCAGAGGAGAAGAAGCAAAGAAUAGUAUGAAAAGUGCAAAAUGUUUCAAAUUCCUGUUCAAAACCUUGAUAGCAUAAGGAAGGCUCGAAAAAAGGUGAAGGACAUUCUUGUGGAUCUUGGGCUUGACAGCUGCAGGGAAUUGUUGAAGAAUCUUAAAAGUUUUGAUGCAGGUGAAAACUACUUUUGUAAUACUUCAUGGAGUGAUGUCUCUCCUUGGGACCCUGUGGGCAAAAGGAAGAGAUACAGAACAAAGCCGUACUGCUGUGGCUUAUGCAAGUUCUCAUCCAAAUGGCUUACUUCUUUCAAGAAUCACUUGCAUCGCUACCAUGAGGAUGAAAUGGACCAAGAGAUGGUGGUUUCUUGCCCAAAAUGUGCAUUUUCUUCUCGGCCCAAAGUAGUGGGAGAACACAUCUGGAUGUUUCAUUCGUUUAAUAAACGAAUACAGAACUAUACAGUCAGCAUUUUGGAUGGCAUGAAACAGUUUAGGAAUGACAUCAUAAACUUCACGUGCCUAAAAUGUCAAUUCACAGACACCUUGUAUUACAAUAUGAAGAAACAUGUGCUGAUGAACCAUUUUGAAAACUUACUAAGUGCAUAUUUCGGUGAGAAAUAUGAUGAAAGUACACCGAAUUCAGUUGAGUUCUACUGCAAAAAGUGUAAUGCUUCUGCAAACAGCCCAGAUUCUUUAAUGUACCAUGUCUUGACAGCUGAAACACACAGAGACCUGGAGAACAAACUUCGAUCUCUGAUUUCGGAACAUAUUAAGAAACCUGGGCUUGUAAAACAAAUGCAUAUCGCUCCAAAGCCUGUCCCAGGUCUAGCAACAGCUGCCCCAUCUGCAGGGCCUGUUGUUGUCCCAGCAGGUUCUGUGACAACUCCAGCUUGCAUCCAGGUUGCAUUUCCACAGAAUAAUCAAAACCAGAGCAUGGUGCACACACAAGCAGUUCAGAACACAGUUGGACCAGUGACUGUCCCAAGUGCCUCUGGCAGCCUCCCAAGUACCGCCUGUGCUCCUGCCGCUACAUCCUCACAGGUCGCUCUUGUGCCCAGCAAUCCUCCUGUGGCUCAGAACAACCUUAGUAUUCAGCCAUCACCUUCACAGGCUGUCAUUGUUUCUCAUGGGCUCCGUCUUAAUCAUUCUGUUGGGACCAUAAAUAGAGCUGUGGCCCCUGCGGUUCUUCCUCUUAAUCAGCCUGUCAGGCCUGGGGUCUUUCCUGUUAAUCAAACCAUUGGGACUAUAAACAGUCUGGUUCCAGCUGGAACGCUCCCUGCUGCUCAACCUGUCGGCCCUGUGAGUCAACCAAUUGCACCAGGAGUCCUCCCUGUGAAUCAACCAGUUGCUCCAGGAAUUCUGUCUGUCAGCCAGUCACUUGGGAACAUGAACAGACCCGUUGAUCCCAGGGGCCUUCCUGUGACACAGACAGUUGGGUCGGGUCUUCUCCAGCUUAACCAGCCUCUUGCCCCUGGGGUGGUUCCUGUCAGACAGCCUGUUGGACCUGGGUUCCUUCAGCUUAAUCAACCCGUUGCCCCAGCAGUUAUCCCAGUCAAUCAGCCAGUUCAGCCUCCGGUUUCUCAAGGCACAGCUUUUUUGACUGCGGGCUCUAUACUGCGGCAGUUGAUUCCCACUGGCAAGCAGGUUAAUGGGAUACCUACUUUCACGCUGGCUCCCGUCUCUGUUACUUUGCCUGUACCUCCCGGUGGUGGAGUAGCCACGAUGACACCUCCACAAGUGCCCAUCCAGCUCGUGCAGACGGGAUCAGUGGCUCAGCUGUCCCAGUCACCAGCCAAUGCUCCCUCUCCUCCUGUGGUUCUGACCUCUGACAAUGUAUCCUUGCAAGCCUCCCCUCCUGCUCCUGAAACAAGCCAGGCUGUUAGACAGGCCAAGCAGUGGAAGACCUGCCCUGUUUGUAAUGAGCUUUUCCCCUCAAAUGUCUAUGAGGUGCACAUGGAGGUGGCCCACAAACCAGUUGAAGUAAAAGUGGAAACCCCAGAACCUCACAAACUUGCAGCUUGUGCAUCCUUUCUAAGGAUGACAGAAAAGGCGAUCGGGUGUUAUGCUUGUAAAUGUUUUCUCUGUGAGGAAGAGCUCAUGAAGCAUAUCUUCAUGCAUGGCUUAUCUUGCUUGUUUUGCACAGGUACUUUCUAUGACUUAAAAAGCCUCGUGGAGCACAACAAAACUGCACACAAUGGGAGAAAGGAGUUGCAUGCAAGUUACAGCAACAGAGGAAUUCAGCUAGGUAAUGAUGCUCAGGGUGGCCUUGUGUUCCCACACUUCGAUUUCAACACAGUGCUACCAGAUGAAGACAUGGGUGAAAGAGAAGUACAUUUGGCAGUGCUUGUUGGAAUAUAUUCAACAGUUCUUGUCCCUGUUUACAUCAAAGUGAAACCUCAGACAGCACAAGUGAACAGGAGAUGCACCAGAAAAAUGUUCACCUGUCCCUUUUGCUUAGGUACGUUUGCUGGUAGAGAAACCUAUGAAAAGCAUUUGAAAGAGAGGCAUCAUAUAAUGCCAACUGUGCAUACGAUUUUAAAGUCUCCUGCUUUCAAGUGCAUCCACUGUUGUGGUGUGUACACUGGAAAUAUGACUCUGACAGCUAUUGCUGUACAUUUACUCCGUUGUAGAAGUGCUCCCAAAGACACCAAUUCGAACCUGAAGAUGCAGCUUGAGCGCACUGAGAGGAAAGACCUGCUGUUUGUGAAUGGUGAGAAGCAUCUUUCUGUGGUACUGAAAAGAAAGCAAUCAGAUUCCUGCUUUGUUGCAGAAGACCAAAGGAAUAAGGAGCAGCAGCCUCUGAGCUUAAGUACUGGCAUAGCUCUGACUGCAGAGAACGAAGUAAAUUCAGGGGUAGUGCCUUUUAAACGACAAAAGGUUAGGACUGAGAUGAGGAAACUUCCUUCUAGUGAGGAUCUUCGCUUUCUAGCAGUAGAUCCUAAUCAGUAUGAUCACAAUUCAUAUGAGGCGCAGAAAGAGUUUUUGUCAGACUACUUUCACAAGAGGCCAUAUCCUUCUAAAAAAGAGGUGGAAUUACUUUCCUUGCUGCUAUAUGCGUGGAAAAUUGAUGUUGCAUCAUUCUUUGGAAAAAUGAGGAAUACAUGCUUAAAGGCAAUAAAACAUCACAAACCAUCUGUGCUGCUUGGUUUCAGUAUGUCUGAACUAAAAAACGUUAAGCACACUUUGAAUUUAAAAGAUGGACUAUUGGAUAUGUAACUCAGCUUUUUGUAACAGCUAGAAGCAAUCCAUAAUGGCAUACUUACAAUUUAGCAGUUUAUUAUAUUGUUUGUUUUAACUUGCAGACUGGCCUGUUGAAGGGUGCAGUAAUACAAGAAGUAUCGUUCACUUGUGACUGUUAUUGUGAAAGGCACACGUAGCUGUGUAUUUUAAAUGCUAAAACCUUCAGACUUAAACAUCUGGAAUUUGUUUUAGCUUUUUAACUUCCCCAGGGGUAGUGUUGUGGGGGUUUUCUUUGUUUGUUUUGUUUGGAUUUUUUUUUGUUUUGUUUUGGUGGGGGUUUUUUUUGUUGGUUUUUUUUUCCACUUCCAUUUAUUUUUCUUCCCCUCCAGACUUCUAUUACAUUUUUUAUACCACCAUGUAAAACCCUUGUCCUUGUUAAAACCAAAUUUUAUUUUAUUUUUCAGCAGUGUUGUCUUUUCUAAGUAAUUAAAGGUGUAAUGUGGGUUAAAAUAACAAGGUGAACUAUGUGAAAAAGAUUAAUUUGAUUAUUUGUAUUUUUAAGUCCUGAUAUUUUUGACCUGUUUCUGGUUUAUCUACUGAAGCAGUGGCCAUUACAUCCAUUGCCCCAUCAAAUUCCCAGCGCACUGGUAGCUGUGAAAUACAUGGCAUUGUGGUUUUUUCCUUGGUCAGAAUACCUGUGCCAGUUUAAAUCUGGUGAUCUGUGGUUCCUGCUGAGUAUUAACGUUAGGGGCUUUUGGGUGCCCAUUGAAGUGUUACAGUGAACUGACUUGAAAUCGUUGUGUUAUCUGUUAAAUAGAUCUUGCUAACCAGAAGUGUUUAUCCUUUUCAUUUGGUGUUGAAGCCUAGUUGUUUAUCUAUUGAUCAAAGCAGCAUUUUUUUUUUCAAAAAACAAAGCUGCUUUGGAGAGUGUCAAAUUGCUUUGAUACAUGGAGUAUAUGACCUCUGUGCAUGUCACUUAUGUGUGGAACCCCUAUCCAAAUAUUACCCAAAUUUGGUGAAAAUUCUGACAUUUUAAAUUGCUGUUUUAUGAGGUAGUAACAGAGCAGAGCCUACUCCCCAGCAAAUUAGAUCCUGGCUUGAAGUCCCUUGGGUCAGAAAUGGUACAAACUGAAUCUGGAUGAAUUGGUAGCAUUAAGACUUUUAAACUGUUGAGUACUUGAGCCUGUGAUAUUCAUGUAGUGAUUGGUUCUUGUUGGCCUGGAGAGAGCAUUGUAUAAAACCCAAACAGACCUCCCUUCAGUAUGGACUAACAUCUCUUGCAGAUUGCAGAAGAGCUGUUGGGAAGGUUCACUUGAGGUGAAGCACAAACUGGUGGCCACAUUGAGGCCUUGUUGUGUGCGGUCCUUUCUGGAUAUGCUUGUUUUCAUCUGGCCUGUCAAAGAGUGCCUCCAAUACCAACAGCCAGUUACAUAAUAAAUAACCUGUAAGAUGCAUUGGUUUUAUUUCCUCCUCUUCACCCCCCUUUCCCCACCCUCCUUUCUAAGAAGAAAAAAUUAAAGUUCACUUGUGCCAGUGUUAGAAGGAAAGGGUGACAUGCCCAAUGUUAUUUCUAUUUUUAAGGUAGUAAGUAGACUUUUGCCCUGUGCCGUAGGAACUUUUUAAAGCAGAUGCAAAAUCUUUUAUUGAUGUUUCUGGAAGGGUGUGACAUUUUUAGCAGAAUUUGGUGACUUCCUGCCUGAGGCUUUAUAAGCUGUUUGGAGUUAUAUUUUGGAUAAAAUCCUAAUAUUUUCAUAUUUAUUGCUUCAAAGAUUUUUAAUGUAUAUGUAACAUAAGGUUACGGCUAUUUGGAAAAAGCUAUUAAUUUAAUAGCAGUGUUAAACAAACAUAAACAAUAUUUAUGGGAUCAGUUGCACACCACACCCCAAAAAGUGGUUAAGAAACUGUGUUCUUAUAGCCUCAUAAUAGCUCAUUAAAAAAUAAAAUAUACUAGGCCAUAGCAGAGAGUUCAUGAAACCAGUUCAGAGGGCUGUGAGUGAGGAAGAGGGAUGCUCUCUAGAAGACCUGAAAUGUAGGCAUUACUCUCGCUCUUACAGCCUCUGUCCUGUGAGCCCUGUCAUCUUUGGGGCAGUUCUGCUGGUUCUGGUGAGACUCCAGGACUGGGGUUUGGCAGUGCGCAUCUGGGAAAGGCUUGCCAUGAAUGGGGAAUGAUUGUAGAGGGAGCAACAUGGCUGUGGGGAGCUGGGAAGUCAUUUCGUGGUCCAGCCAUGCUUGGGGCACCAAGGGAACAAUCCAGUCUUGCCAGAGUUUUCCUACAUAGUGUCCAGUGUUGAUAUUAAAUGCUUUAUUUAUUGGAUUUUAAUGUCAUAAUUUCAAAUAAACCAUAUUUUUAACUUUC
Molecule: messenger RNA, 5808 nt
Organism: Passer domesticus (house sparrow)
Lineage: Eukaryota; Metazoa; Chordata; Aves; Passeriformes; Passeridae
Gene: ADNP2
Product: ADNP homeobox 2
Exons: 5
Coding region: 321-3488 (1055 amino acids)
Biological process (GO): regulation of gene expression
Cellular component (GO): nucleus
Molecular function (GO): DNA binding
Source: RefSeq, a predicted model, not a curated record